UUUAAGUGGAAUUACCAAUUUCAACAUUAAAAGUUCAAAGCGGUCAACAAAACAACUAAAAAUAUUUUUGAAUCCCACUUUUCAUUGAGCAAAUUCACAUAAAAGGUGACUUUGUUUUUUUUUUUAACUACAAAUAGUUUUCUAUUCCUCCCAAGGACUUACGGUAAAUUAUAAAGUAAAAAUAAUUUCACAAUGCGUAUAUUUUUGAUAAUUGUUUUUGUCCAACUGGCAUCAGUUAUGAGCAUACCACCGAGAAGGCAUCGACAUCAUGAUCCGGAAUUCGCUCACUGCCCAAAGUACCCGAGUUGUUUUGAGGUAAUGCUAUCAAUUUUGAGUAACACGCCGAUAGACACAUCAUCAUUAAUAGUCAAUAAUGACUAUAAAGCUACUGCUUUGUGUCUUUUAAAUCAUCAUGGUGUCUUCGACAUUGAUAAAUCGAUGAACUUUGAUAUAAUGUGUAAGAUAUCGAAGGAGAAUACAAUAAAGAACAUUGGAAUUCCGACUAUUGAGCAAAUGCAUGCUUCCCGUCAUUGUUUUCUACUAAAGGGUGCUUCUGCAGCUGAAACUUUCGAUAUGGUCAGCAGAUGUGUCCAAAAAGAUGUCGAAUAUAAAUGAUCAUAAAUAUUUUGUAUGACUACAAUCUGUGUUAAAUAAACACUUCCAAUGAAUUUAAUUUUUGAAUCAUAAUUAAACCUGACUACUGAAUUAAAAGAGAUUUUUGAUAAAUUUCUUGUUUUUAAGCUUUGAAAA
Microplitis demolitor is the source of this 750-nucleotide messenger RNA. RefSeq lists its product as uncharacterized. The transcript has 4 exons. Lineage: Eukaryota; Metazoa; Arthropoda; Insecta; Hymenoptera; Braconidae. The coding region runs from base 193 to 615 and encodes 140 amino acids. The record is from RefSeq and is a predicted model, not a curated record.